Molecule: messenger RNA, 723 nt
Organism: Thalassophryne amazonica
Lineage: Eukaryota; Metazoa; Chordata; Actinopteri; Batrachoidiformes; Batrachoididae
Product: armadillo repeat-containing protein 2-like
Exons: 4
Coding region: 38-460 (140 amino acids)
Biological process (GO): cilium organization; sperm axoneme assembly
Source: RefSeq, a predicted model, not a curated record
GAAACUUGACACAGUCCAAGGAUGUGCGGAUUACAUCAUGCAAAACAAAGUUCACCAGUUUGUCGUGACGCUGCUGGACUCCAAAAGCACUGAGGUGUGUUUUGCAGCCUGUGGGGUGCUCACCAAUGUAGCUCAGGACCCACCCAACAGGAUCGCACUCUCACUGGAGGGGGCUGUUGCCAAACUGACUGACUGUCUGAGAGACUUGGGAGCUGGGAACUGGCAGCUAGCUGGUCAGGUUUGUCAGGCUUUAUGGAACAUGGUCGGGAGCAGCUCAGACACCCCACUGGACACACAGGAGAUGGAGAUGCUGCUGGACAUCCUCAACACAUACUUAGGUGUAGAGGAUGCUCUGAAGUGGACAGAAAAUGAAGACGGGAGGGCAUGCUGGGAGUCAGAAUUUCUUCCAGUCGCUCAGAACCUGGUAAAGGUGCUCACGUCACAACAUCAUAUGGCCUAAAAAAAGUCGGAGAUACUUCUUAAAUGUUGCAUUUACAAAUAAAUAAUUAAAAAACUCUUGGGUCUUAACAGAGGUUACGAGUUCACUAUGAUUUUAGUACAUUGUUCAAAAUGUUGGGACCACUGAAUUUUUAAAAGCAGGUUUUUCCCAUUUUCUCUUAAUUCAUGUUUAAUGUAUUUGCAAUGUACGCCUAAUCUAUGAAUGAUGCACACAUUUGUAUGCACUUUAAUGUUGAUACCAAUAAAGCUUGCAGAAGCCUCAAA